AUGAAUCUAUAUAGUGACGCAUCCACACCCGCUCCUCUCCCGCAUAUCCCUACCCUCUUGUAUUUUCGCAUCGUACACACACUCCGCUAUACCCACACCCCUUUACCCACAUAUCCACAUCCACACCUAAAACCCACACUCUCAAUCACAUAUCUAUACCCACCACACCCUCACCCACGUAUCCACUUACCCACGCCCUCAUCCACACUCCAUACCCUCACCCACAUAUCCACACCCACUACAUCAAUUGAUCCACAAUUCCCUCAUAUCCACACCCUCGAACAAAUCCACAACCACCACGUCCACACCCUCACCCACAGAGCUACACCCCCACAUCCAUACUCUCACCGUCACUCACAUAUCCACACCCUCGUCCACAUACCUACACUACCUCAUCUGCCAUCACUCACAUAUCCACACCCACCACAUCCACACCGUUACCCACAGAUUCAUACCCUCAAAUCACAAUCCCAUCCUCAUCUACAUAUCCCACCCACAACAUCCAUACCCUCACCAGCAUAUCAGCGCCUCAGUGGCAUGGUCGCACAUCCAAACCCUCAUUCACAUAUCCACACCCUCAUCCAUAUAUCCACUACCACAAUAUCCACACCCUCACCAAUAUAUCCACACCUACCACAUCCACACCCUUAUCCACAUAUCCGCAACCACAACAUCUACACCCUCACCAACAUAUCCACACACUCGCACACAUCCACAUCCACACCCACCACAUCCUCCCCGUAA
This is a messenger RNA of Macrobrachium nipponense, 744 nucleotides long. RefSeq lists its product as uncharacterized. The coding region runs from base 1 to 744 and encodes 247 amino acids. The record is from RefSeq and is a predicted model, not a curated record. The transcript has 2 exons. NCBI's taxonomy places the organism in Eukaryota, Metazoa, Arthropoda, Malacostraca, Decapoda, Palaemonidae.